GUCUCCAUCUACAGACCAGUUCGGGGAUCCGCGCUACCCGGACGGAGAUAUGAGCACUUCCGCCGCUCCGUCGUGUUCAUCCUCCCCCAGCUCAAACGUCACUGGUAUCGCCGUUACCGCGACAGCCAAGAACGACGUGUACGUCCCGGUGGAGAUCGUGAGCGAAGAAGAGAUGGCGUUCCUCGAAGCCGCCCUCGCCUCUACCCGUUCCGUCCUUUCCUCUUCCCCCUCCCCCUUCGUCUCCUCCGCCUGCUCUUCUGCCUCUCGCUUCGCCCUCGUCUCCCCGCUGCCCUCGGUCCUCUCUCACUCCUGCCGGCCUCAAUCCUUGGCCACGACGCCGAAUAUCGAGGAUUUCGUCCCGCCAAGAUCCUCCCUUCUUCGUCGAUUUCGGUCUAGGAGGGGGCUUUCGGUCACUGACAUCAUCGGCACGGAAUGGUGUGAGAAGCAAAUGGAGUUUGCCCUUACCCAUGGAAAACCAAAAAGAACUGUAGCUAUGAAAGCUGGCUCAGAUCGCCAUAGCCAACUCGAAAAGGAGGUUGUGGAGAAGGUAGAAAUUUGUACUGAGUCUGUCGAAGAAUACUGGGCGAUACAAUUGAUGAACUUCAUUGUGGGAGCGCACCAACUAUUAUUUGAAGGCUUAACUCGUGAGCUUCCUGUAGUAGGGAUUGUUGAAGAUACAUGGAUGGUGGGAGUGAUUGAUGAAAUUAGAUUAUCAAGAGAUGAAGAUACUGUUUGCACCUUCUUAGUGGAUACAAAGACACGCUAUAAAGCAACAGUGCCUUCGGAAGCACAAAGGAGAAAUGCCAGGCUCCAGCUGAUGUGCUAUAAAUACCUUUGGGACAAUUUGGUUACCACUAACUUCCCCAUGGAAGAAUUCUUUGAUCAUUUUAAGCUGAAUCGCCUAUAUAUACUGUCUGGAGAUGUCAAGGAACACAUUGCGUCAUUAGGCUUUGAUGUAAAGAUGCUCGAAGAUGUGUUCACUUAUUUUCAAGACACUUCUUGUAUGCUUUCCCUAUCUCAUGAGCAGCUUCUCCUGAGAUAUGAGUUGCAAUCAGAUCAUUCAUUACUGGGGGAAGACUCUUUUCUGUAUGAUGCUGGUUGGUUUCAGAAACAGAUACACAAGUGCCUUGAGUUUUGGAUGGGAGAUAGGGAAGCCAGUUUUGUCUCAGACGAUGAGAAAUGGAAAUGUAACUUUUGUAAGUUCACUUCCAUAUGUCCUCUGUCAGCUACUACCUCCAGUAAGAGUGCAAAAUAGGCAUUUUCAUGAAACCAGGUCUUUUUGUGGGGUUGAAGCAACCACUCAUCCACUGAUUUGUAACAGAGAUUCAAUUAGCAACCAUUUCUAAGUUAUCCUACGAAGUUCAGUUUGUAGCUUGGCAUGGACCGAGGCUGUCACUGACAAAGAUGAAUUGGUGCUGGCGAUACAGAGAGCCAAGUGAUGUGCUUUCUGGUCUAAUAGUUCUCAUUUCAGCUGACCAUGAAGCCACCUCUGUGAGUGCUGCUUCUGUCCCUACAAAAUUUCUAGUUAAACACUGUUGUCUACAAAAUUUAUCACCUCAACUAUAGUAUGGUUGUUCUCUAUUUAUGCUUUGUGAGAAAAUGCAAUGAAGGCUCAGUAGUUUAUAAAAUUCAUUAUCAUAUAUUGUCUUUUCAUAGCUUGUUUGAAAUUUCUGUAUGUGCUCAAACUUUGUGUUCUUCUCUACAAUGCAUAUGUACGUUAUUUUGUACA
This is a messenger RNA of Musa acuminata AAA Group (dessert banana), 1729 nucleotides long. RefSeq names its product exonuclease V, chloroplastic-like. Lineage: Eukaryota; Viridiplantae; Streptophyta; Magnoliopsida; Zingiberales; Musaceae. Gene Ontology annotation, molecular function: single-stranded DNA 5'-3' DNA exonuclease activity. The coding region runs from base 50 to 1255 and encodes 401 amino acids. The record is from RefSeq and is a predicted model, not a curated record. Gene Ontology annotation, biological process: interstrand cross-link repair. Gene Ontology annotation, cellular component: nucleus. The transcript is spliced from 8 exons.